Messenger RNA from Vanderwaltozyma polyspora DSM 70294, 444 nucleotides. RefSeq names its product mediator complex subunit NUT2 (gene NUT2). Gene Ontology annotation, molecular function: transcription coregulator activity. The record is from RefSeq and is a predicted model, not a curated record. Gene Ontology annotation, cellular component: mediator complex; chromatin. The coding region runs from base 1 to 444 and encodes 147 amino acids. The transcript has a single exon. NCBI's taxonomy places the organism in Eukaryota, Fungi, Ascomycota, Saccharomycetes, Saccharomycetales, Saccharomycetaceae. Gene Ontology annotation, biological process: positive regulation of transcription by RNA polymerase II.
AUGGUGGAUGAAAGUAUACUACAAGAUGAAUUGGCAAAGACUGAGCAACAGGUUGCUUCCAUAAUUGAGUCGUUCAUUGAAUUAGGUGUAUCUGUUUAUGAUUUCCCUGGGACUCCAGAGGCUUCCCAAGGGAUGGUGACUAAUUUGAGAAGAAAUGUUGAUAGGUUAAAAAAAUUAAAUCAAAAUAGUAAUAGAGUUGACACACAGCUGCAGAAUGUCGAUAUUCCGCUGGAGGUGGUGCAGUAUAUUGAAGAUGGUAGAAAUCCAGAUAUCUAUACAAGAGAGUUUGUUGAAGCAAUUAGGCGAUCAAAUCAAUACCAAAGGGCUAAAAUGCAUGGUUUAAAGCAAUUGAGGGACUCUUUGGCUGAAAAGAUUGUAGAGGAGUUCCCAGAUUUAUCAGAUACUGUGCAAGAUAUAGUGCGUAGGACUGACCCACCAGUUUAG